Messenger RNA from Nannospalax galili (Upper Galilee mountains blind mole rat), 4382 nucleotides. RefSeq names its product ADAM metallopeptidase with thrombospondin type 1 motif 19 (gene Adamts19). Gene Ontology annotation, molecular function: metalloendopeptidase activity. NCBI's taxonomy places the organism in Eukaryota, Metazoa, Chordata, Mammalia, Rodentia, Spalacidae. The record is from RefSeq and is a predicted model, not a curated record. The transcript is spliced from 23 exons. Gene Ontology annotation, cellular component: extracellular matrix. Bases 84 to 3716 code for a protein of 1210 amino acids. Gene Ontology annotation, biological process: extracellular matrix organization; proteolysis.
UCCGGGGAGGCAGCUGCGCCCGCCUUACAUCGCGCCGGAGGCGUGCGCUGGGCGAGGAGCUGGGACCGCGGGAGCGCGGGGACAUGGGCCGCGAGAUGCCCCUGGCUCGCAUCUGUUGCUACUGCUGCCUCCUCUACCAGCUGGGCUUCUUGUGGAACGGGAUCGCCGCAGGGCUGCAGUUCGCCCCCAACCUGGAGGAGUGGGAAGUCGUGUUUCCUGCACUCUGGCGCCGAGAGCCCCUGGACGCGGCUGGCGGCAGCGCGGGCAGCGCGGACCCAGGCUGGGGGCGCGGCACCGGGGGCGGCGGUCGGGCGCAGGGCGCGGGCAGCUCGCGCGAGGUGCGGUCAGUGGCCCCGGCGCCGCUGGAAGAAGCAGCCGAAGGCCAGACUGAGUCCCGGUUCCCGUAUCCCCAGAGACCCGGGGGUGACGAGGACGAGGAGCCCGAAUCUCAGGAGCUGCCGCGGGGAUCCAACGGUGCUGCCGCCUUGUCCCCAGGCGCCCCGGUCUCAUGGCAGCCCCCGCCGCCCCCGCAACAGCCCGGGUCCCCGCCCCCGGUCCAGCAAGUGGAUCCCAGCAGCGGGGAGGUGCUACUGAGGAUCCCGGCCUUCUCCAGGGACCUGUACCUACUGCUCCGGAGAGACGGCCGCUUCCUGGCGCAGCGCUUUGCGGUGGAGCAGUGGCCCAGUCCAGGCCCCGACCCCACCCGGGCAGCAGACGCCCCUCGCCCUCCAGCAUCGCCCGAAGCCGCCUGCUUUUACACCGGGACGGUGCUGAGGCAUCCAGGCUCUCUGGCCUCUUUCAGCACCUGUGGAGGUGGUCUGAUGGGAUUUAUACAACUCAAUGAGGACUUCAUAUUUAUUGAGCCAUUCAACGAUACAACGGCCAUAACAGGUCACCCACACCGCUUGUACAGGCAGAAAAGGUCCGUGGAGGAUAAAGUCACCCCGAAGUCAGAUCUCCGCAGUCAUUACUGUGGUGUCAUUUCAGAUAAAGGAAGACCAAUGCCUAAAAAAACAGCAGAAGGUGGAAGAGAAAAACGCUCUUCCUACAAACUACCUCAGGAGUACGAUGUUGAGACCGUUGUGGUGGCAGACGCAGCGAUGGUUUCCUACCAUGGGACAGAUGCAGCCAGGAGAUUCAUACUCACCAUCUUAAAUAUGGUUUUUAACCUUUUCCAACACAAGAGUCUGGGUGUGCAGGUCAAUCUUCGUGUGAUAAAGCUUAUUCUGCUCCACGAAACUCCAGCAGACCUAUAUAUUGGGCACCAUGGAGAAAAAAUGCUAGAGAGUUUUUGUAAGUGGCAGCAUGAGGAAUUUGGCAGAAAGAAUGACAUACACUUAGAGAUGUCCACAAGCUGGGGCGAAGACACGACCGCAGUGGAUGCGGCUAUCCUCAUAACAAGGAAAGAUUUCUGUGUACACAAAGAUGAGCCAUGUGAUACCGUGGGUAUAGCUUACUUGAAUGGAAUGUGUAGUGAGAAGAGAAAAUGCAUCAUUGCCGAAGACAAUGGCCUGAACCUCGCAUUGACAAUUGCACACGAAAUGGGUCACAACAUGGGCAUCAAUCACGACAAUGAUCACCCAUCAUGUGCCGAUGGCCUUCACAUCAUGUCUGGUGAAUGGAUCAAAGGACAAAAUCUAGGUGAUGUUUCGUGGUCCAGGUGCAGCAAGGAAGACUUAGAGAGAUUUCUUAGGUCAAAGGCCAGUAGCUGCUUACUGCAGACAAAUCCCCAGAGUCUCAGUUCUGUGAUGGUGCCCUCCAAGCUUCUAGGGAUGACAUACACCGCCGAUGAGCAGUGCCAGAUUCUCUUUGGGCCUUCGGCUUCCUUCUGUCAGGAAAUGCAGCAUGUCAUCUGCACAGGAUUGUGGUGCAAAGUAGAAGGUACAGAAGAGUGCAGAACCAAGCUUGAUCCUCCAAUGGACGGGACUGACUGCAGCCCUGGGAAGUGGUGUAAGGCUGGACAGUGCAGCAGCAGGCCCUCAGGACCUGAGCACCCCGCUGGGGAGUGGAGCACCUGGAGUUCCUGCAGCCGAACCUGCAGUUCUGGGAUCAGCAGUCGCGAGCGCCAAUGUCCUGGGCCAGGCUCUGAACCAAGGGAUUGUAAUGGCCCCAGAAAACAAUAUAGAAUAUGUGAGAAUCCACCUUGCCCUGCUGGUUUGCCUGGAUUUAGAGACUGGCAAUGCCAGGCCUAUAGUGUUAGAACUUCCUCCCCAAAGCAUGCUCUUCAGUGGCAAGCUGUCUUUGAUGAAGAAAAGCCAUGUGCCUUGUUUUGCUCUCCUAUCGGAAAAGAACAACCUGUUCUUCUGUCAGAAAAAGUGAUGGAUGGAACUUCUUGUGGAUAUCAGGGACUAGAUAUAUGUGCAAAUGGCAGGUGCCAGAAAGUUGGUUGUGAUGGCUUAUUAGGAUCUCUGGCCAGGGAGGAUCAUUGUGGCAUAUGCAAUGGCAACGGAAAGUCAUGCAGAAUCAUUAAAGGCAAUUUCAAUCAUACCAGAGGAGCAGGCUAUGUUGAAGUGCUGGUGAUUCCUGCUGGAGCCAGAAGAAUCAAAGUUGUGGAGGAAAAGCCGGCACAUAGCUACUUAGCUCUCCGGGAUGCUAGCAAGCAGUCUAUAAAUAGUGACUGGAAGAUCGAACAUUCUGGAGCAUUCAGUUUAGCUGGAACAACAGUCCAUUACAUCAGACGAGGCCUGUGGGAGAAGAUCUCUGCCAAAGGUCCCACUACCACAGCUUUGCACCUCCUGGUACUCCUAUUUCAAGAUCAGAAUUAUGGUCUUCACUAUGAAUACACUGUUCCAUCAGACCCUCUUCCGGACAACCAGAGCUCUAAGGAAUCAGAGCCUCUCUUUAUGUGGACACACACGGGCUGGGAAGACUGCAAUGCCACAUGUGGAGGAGGAGAAAGGAAGACAACAGUAUCCUGCUCAAAAAUCACGAGCAAGAAUGUCAGCAUCGUGGACAACAAGAAAUGCAAAUAUCUAAGCAAGCCGGAGCCACAGAUUAGGAGGUGCAAUGAGCAGCCCUGCCAGACGAGGUGGAUGAUGACAGAAUGGACGGCCUGUUCACGAACGUGCGGGAAAGGAGUGCAGAGCAGGCAGGUGGCCUGCACCCAGCAACUGAACAACGGAACCUUAGUCAGAGCCUGGGAGAGAGACUGCUUGGGGCCCAAGCCUGCUGCUGCCCAGCGCUGUGAGGGCCAGGACUGCAUGACGGUGUGGGAGGCAGGAGUGUGGUCCGAGUGCUCAGUCAAGUGUGGCAAAGGUGUACGUCAUCGGACUGUGCGGUGUACUAACCCAAGAAAGAAAUGUGUCCUCUCCACCAGACCCAGGGAGGCUGAGGACUGUGAAGAUUAUUCAAAGUGCUACGUGUGGCGAAUGGGUGACUGGUCUAAGUGCUCCAUUACCUGUGGCAAAGGAAUGCAGUCCCGUGUCAUCCAGUGCAUGCAUAAGAUCACAGGAAGACACGGAAAUGAAUGCUUUUCUUCAGAAAAGCCUGCAGCGUACAGGCCGUGUCACCUUCAGCCCUGUAACGAGAAGAUUAAUGUAAAUACCAUAACAUCACCCAGACUGGCUGCUCUGACUUUCAAGUGCCUGGGAGAUCAGUGGCCGGUGUACUGCAGAGUGAUACGGGAGAAGAACCUUUGCCAGGACAUGCGAUGGUACCAGCGCUGCUGUGAGACUUGCAGGGACUUCUAUGCCCAGAAGCUGCAGCGGAAGAGUUGACCCCCGGCGGUGGCCACCUGGCUCACACCUCUUUGCAAUCACCUUAUUUAUAAACACACACGCUAGCAUGUUUUUCAGACCAAAUAGUAUCAGAUUACUUAUAAUUUAAUCAAAUUAAUUUAUUUUUGCCUGCCAGACAUCUAAUGUGGUGUUUGUUUUAGUUAUACAAACAUUUUGAAUUAUACUAUAAGGCUUCAUAAAUAAUUUUAUAUGAAUGAAUAAUUUGGAUCUAGUAAUCUAAUAAAAAGGAAAAGAUGAUAAAAUGGUUUUUCAGUUAGGGCUGUCUCUAAGGUGCUAUUUUCUCCCCACAAAUACCAUUGAAUGAUCUAGUACAUACACUACCUUAACAUGAUGAUUUAGCUAUACAUGCAGAAAGCAUCUUCUUGUGUCCUGCUGCAGAAAUGCCCCCAUUUUCUGUAAUCUGUAGGAGAUGUGCAAACAUAACAAACCUCAUAGUCUUGAAAAGGCUUAAAAGAAUGUAUUGAUGAAUUGGAUACAGAUUUAGAGACAACUAUAGGAAAAAUUCUACUGUAAUGAUAAUUUUAUAUUACUAAUGGAAAAGUCAAAACGGACUUUGAUCAUGUUCAUGAACAUGUACUUGAACACAAGUGUUGUAACAAUGAAACACUGUAAUAAUUUACACUGAAUCACAUUGCACUGUUGGCA